Cylicocyclus nassatus is the source of this 1857-nucleotide messenger RNA. The record is from the annotation of a GenBank genome assembly. NCBI's taxonomy places the organism in Eukaryota, Metazoa, Nematoda, Chromadorea, Rhabditida, Strongylidae.
AUGGAAGAUGGCGAAGUAAAAAUAGAUACCAAAUUAGACACCAGCGGACUAAACGAGGGACUGAAAGGCCUAAAAGUCAAAUUGAAUAGUCUAGGUGUCGAAACCGAAAAGGAAACAAAAAAAGAAGAGAAAUUCAAUGAGGAGUUGGACAAGACCGCAGACGCUGCAAAGAAAAGCGGUGAUGCGGUUGAAAAGGCCGCAAAGAAAAACAAGAAUCUCGGCGACAUACUGAAAGACAUUAAGGGGAAAAUCAACGGAACAACAGUCGCAGGAAUAGCGGCGGCGGCGGCAAUCAAGAAAACGGUCGAAGUCUUGAACGAUUGCGCGGCGGCAUACAGAACGCAGGCGAACGCAGAAGAGGCGUUGCAAAUCGCCGCCAAGAACAACCCGUAUUUAAAUGAAGAAAACGUAUAUAAUUUACAGAAAUUUGCUAGCGCGCUACAAAGUUUUAGUGAAAUUGGCGACGAAGUAAGCAUGCAGAUAAUGGCACAGCUAGCAGCAACCGGAAGAACCGAGAAUGAAAUUAUGCAGAUCAUGCAGGCCUCGGCAGAUAUGGCAGCAGCUACCGGUCAAGAUAUUGGUAGUGUAGCACAACAACUUAACGCUACAUAUAACGGUAAUGCUGGAGCGUUAGGCCGUCAAAUUAGCGCAAUAAACAAUCUGACAAAAGAAGAACUCGAAAACGGCCGCGCCAUAGAAUUGGUGGCCCAGCAGUAUAAAGGCAUGGCAGCCGCUACCGCAGACGUAGAGGUGCAGCUUUCUAACGCAUGGGGCGAUUUUAAAGAAAAUAUCGGCCGAGGCUGGCAGAAUGUAACCCAGCCGGUAAAACAAUUCUUUCUUGACGUAUUAAAUAAUAUUAACGAGGCAACGGCAAAAACAAACGCAAUCAAGGACGCAGGCAAGAAAGACACGACAGGCACGGCAACAGCAGCAGACAAAAAAAUUCUGCUGGACGAUGCGCAGGCACGCUUGAGUCAAUUGCAGGAAAUAAACAAACGGUAUGUAAAGGAAGUUGAGAAAACCACAAAAAGCCUUGAGGAACUGCAAGCCGAAUGGGACGCGCAGUACGGGAAAAUGUCCCCACGCAUGAGGCGCGACAGCGGCGCACCGAUGAGGCCGACUGCGCAAACGGUAAACGCAACCAAUACAAAAGGCGGAGCGUAUCUCAAGGCAGCAGCGCAGGAAAACGAAAAGGAAAUAGCACGCCUCGAAAAAGAAACAGAAACCGACCUCGAAUUAGCAAAGCUGGACGAAAAAUACGAAAAAGGCGAAAUGAGCGAGGAACAAUACUACGAAAAGCAAAAAGCCAUUAAACGCAAAGCAGCGCAGGAAGAAUACAAAAUACAAAUGUUCCAAUGGACGGCCUCAAUAUUAGCCGCUACCGCCAAUAUAGCAGAGGGCGUCAGCAAAGCCAUAGCGCAAGGCGGAACAGCCGGCCUUAUUACGGGCGCAUUAGUAGGAGCAGCCGGAGCUGUACAAAUCGCGUCUAUUAUCGCUAGUAAACCGGUACCGCCACAAUUUUACGCCGGCGGUAUUAUCGGAGGCGCAAACGGCGCAAGCAUGGGAAGUGACAAUACAUAUAUACACGCCCGCGGCGGUGAAAUGGUAUUGAACGCAGACCAGCAGCGCAGCCUUUGGGAUAUAAUCAACGGAAUGGGCAGCAGGCAGCCGGACGGCCUUAAUCUGACCGUAAACAAUACGCAGGCCAACCGCGUAGACGCAGACGUCCGCGAACAAGACGGCGAAGUAUUUAUAGACAUAUUGGACAAGCAUAUAAACAAAGGCUUUACCGACGGAACAUACGACGCAGGUUUAGCCGCAAUGAACACACGACAAGAGGGGGUUAGAAUAUUAUGA